GCCGCAGGGAACUGCUGCUGCCUGCCUGGAGCACCUCCUGCCCUCCUGCUGCACUCGCCAUUAGGGCAGCAGAAAUGCUUGUCAAGGGCUUGGCAGUUGUGCUAAACUCUUGCUGUGGUUCCCGUUCAGCACAGCAGAAAGAAAAGCCGACCUGGUGAGCGCUGCUGCUCCAAAUCCGGGGUGCAGGCUGCGGUGCUGCUCCCCACCCUCAUUUUUUGCCAUCACCUUGCUCAUGUCAGGAGUCUCCGCAUCCUGCAGAAUGACUCGGGUGGCCGGAGGUCUCUGAGUCAUGCCUGUAGCUUGGUUUUGUUCUUGCAUCACUGCGAUGUUGCAAUCCAGCAGCUCUGAGGGCAGAGCAGUGCUCGCUGCCCAGCACAUCAGGGCAGAGGAAGCCACGUGAAGUGGAAGGAAGGGGCAGCCUUGUACGCUCGCCAGUUUUUGCAGCCGUGCAUCGUGCAGACGAGCCAAAUUAAACCCUUCGGCCCUCCUCUCUCCUCACACCUUCCUGCUCUCCUCACUGGCCUUGGCUUGUGAGAAACCGCCUUCUCACCUUGGCAGCCAGAGAAGAGCAGGAAAUACAACUACAGUGUUACGAGCUGCUUCACACCGCAGAGUCUCCCCAUUUCCCCAGCCUAACAGGAGCACGAUGCUGCUGUUCGGUGUUUUGGGUUUGGUUCUGCCAGCCCAAAGCCACUGCAAGGGCUUCCUCUGGGUGGGACCUGCACAUCACAUCAGAGAUGUUGAGAGCUUCCAGGAGAGAUGCCUGGAUUUCCACAGCCCAGGAGACCCAGGACCCCCAGGCCUGUGCAGCCCUGAUGCUGGAGGCUGGGAGUGGCUUCCCAUCACAGGAGCUCUGCACUGGACAACAAAAAAAUGUCAUUUGUCUUUGACCAGGUCCUCCUAGACCCCAUAAGAAGGUUAAUAAACCAAAGAUUGGGUCAGCGAGUGGAGGGGGACACCAGGAGCUCUUGGUGGCUGUGCUGCUUGAUGGGUCAGCUCUGGCUCUCCAGGGCCAGGUCCUCCAGGACACCGUGCUGGUGGCUUUUAGUGAAUGCUGACUUAAAGCCCUGGGGGUUUUUUCCGGAGGAAGGCUGUGCAUACUCAAGGAAUCACUCAAUAUUGGAAAGCAAAUAUCUCAGAAGCUUUUACUGAAGGCAGUAGCAGUACAAAGACACACCCCCAGCAUCCGUGAGGGGGAAAAAAAGAAGUAGCUCAUUAGAUUCCAGGGAAAAAAUCCUAUGGAUUAUCAAAUCAUCCUCCUAUUGUUGCGAUAUUUAUUUAUUCAUUUUUUUUUCUGCUGUCUUCUCUUUUAUACGCAUCUUCGGCUAAUAUUCUAAACCACGGGGUGCCUUGGGUGCACUGAGAUGGGGCGCGUGAUAACACAACGCUUGCAGCUUGUAGCCUGCCACAGCUCUGCCUGCUGUGUUUAGACCCGUGAUGGAUGGUCUCCGUUUUCGUGGCGGUAGAUAAAGCAGGUUUGUCAAGCGCACCAGACGUUAUCUCGAGGCACGGCGUUGUUGGCAGCAGCUAACAUCCUGACACCACACCGUUGCUUAAAAGUGGGAAACACGACAUGGAUGCGCAGAGAUCUGUCACCCAGACAAGGUUUUCAAUGAGCCCAUCAGGGAAAUGAACAGGUCCUGUAGGAUGGCCUUGUUUUGGGAAGUGGGUUGCCACUGAUAGGGAAGGGAAUCUCUUUUCUCCCUGCUCCCUUAGAGAGUGAGGAUGGAGUUUGGUGGCUCUGCCUGGGAAGUUUUUCCCCCGGGGGCACAAAUGCCUGAAUUGUACCUCUGCAGGUAAAGGAAUUGAACAGGGCUCAGGGCUGCUGGUCACAUGUGAGAGCAUGGGGACCCCUGAGGUGACAGCACAUGAAACCCUUGCACAGAAGGUGAUGUUUCACCAUGGUAAAGUGAGUGUGCCAGCCACAUCCUGCACCGCCGCGCAUCUCCUGCUGUCCAGGCACACAUGGGGAUGCUCACGACAGCAGAACCGAGCCCACAGGGACCAGCUGCAGAACUAUCUCCAAAUCACAUCUCAGAUCAAACAGCUUGUGUGCUUUGUGGUGUUUUUUUCUUCUUUUUUUUUCUUAACAGCUUUUUUGCCAGCAAAGUGGAGCAUGAGAGUAAACACUGCAACGGCAAAGGGAUCCAGCGGCCGGGGUCCUCUGCUUUUGACCGUGUCUACACUGCCAACCAAAACUGUGGGCAUGCCUACCCUACGUUCCUCGCCGUGCUUUGGUGCGCCGGACUCCUCUGCAGCCAAGCUCCUGCUGCUUUUGCUGGCCUGAUGUACUUGUUUGUGAGGCAGAAGUACUUCGUGGGCUACCUGGGGGAGAGAACGCAGAGCCUCCCGGCUACCUGUUUGGGAAACGCAUCAUUUGUUCCUGUUCCUCAUGUCCGUGGCUGGGAUACUCAACUACUAUCUCAUCUACUUCUUUGGAAGUGACUUCGAAAUGCACAUCAAGACGAUAACCCGCGCCAUCUCGCCGCUGC
Molecule: messenger RNA, 2492 nt
Organism: Anas platyrhynchos (mallard)
Lineage: Eukaryota; Metazoa; Chordata; Aves; Anseriformes; Anatidae
Source: RefSeq, a predicted model, not a curated record